Molecule: messenger RNA, 2599 nt
Organism: Amoebophrya sp. A120
Lineage: Eukaryota; Dinophyceae; Syndiniales; Amoebophryaceae
Source: the annotation of a GenBank genome assembly
CAGGUUGUAUGCUUUCACACCAAGAGAGGCCAAAGUCGACGCGGCGACCGCUUCCUGAUACGAAUACGGAGCGCAUUUCAUCGCAUUUCCAACGCUUUCCGUUAAAGGUUUCUGACUGUCACAAUGAGAUUAGAGAUGAUCAUUAGAGCGGAACAAAAGUAAUCACACUAUUGAAAUAGAAGAUUUGGAGUUUUGCUUUAUGUGACGAUAGUUCGGAGGACCAACGGCGCGCAAGUACUUACUGCUUCCAGCCAAAUUGCGUCGAGAGUGCAAGAGCAGUAGACCACGAGGGAGGGCGUAAAAUUGUACAACCGCGCGACGGUGGAGGACACGACCGCUGUCUUCCACGGAUUCUUGUUUUCUAUUGCUUUUUCAGAGUUCUUUGAAGUGUAGGGAUCUUCUGAACAAUCAUAGUAUCGCUUGAACGGGACGAUAAGAAAAAGAAUAAUUGCAAAGAGCAACACUGUUUGUCGUUGCCUUCCGGACCGCCAAUCCAAGAAAGGUCUUUGCUACGGCGCGGAGGAAGGCAGCCGCUCCUCGUUCUCUUCGGUGUGUGGGUCUCAGGAAGGGUGAAACUCAUGGGGCGACCGAACCGCGUCCUUGCCCUCGGGCCCCUACUGGCGCUGCCGCACCAAACGACCUUGGCGAUCCAACUGGACACGCCCCCAACUACUGUGGGUGGAGUAGCGAAGGUGGCGGCAACAUCUGCAUCGCCUGCAAAGAAGAUGAAAUCCGGAGCCGCAAAGACCUCCAAGCCGACUACAGUGGCGUUAGCAGCUGUGAAAAAAACCGAUAGUACGAGUGCAUCAACCACGAAGGGGGCCAGUAAGCAGCUUCCGAUCGUUGCAGCACCGAAGAAAAACCUCAGCCUCACACUGGUCGGAGGCCGUGCCGCGAAAAAGCAGAAAACUACAGCAGUCAAGAAAAAGGCGGUGGAUCCAACCUGCAAGUGUGUCAACUGGAAAUUACGAUCCUGUGCAAAGCUGUAUCGUAAACUUGGAAAUGAGUUGCACGUCUUCCUGCAUGAUGACCGAUCUGUUCGUUUCCCUAAAUGCGCAUGACCUAGUACACAAUUAGUGCGAUACAACGCAUUUGCAAUGCAUAGUUGGACCCCGAUGACGAUGGAACCCUUACUAACGUGGUAAAGAACAGUCCGAAUGAUCCUGAAAAUGCGGUUGCUGGCGGUACUAUCCAAUGUGCAUGUGUAGUCUGGGUCGUCUGGAACAAUAAACUUGUGAUGCUCGUCAAGUGUGGUUGAGUCGGACACUUUCAAGUGGUCCCAAGCAUGAAUACUUUUUCUGACGUUGACUCGAACCUCCUUUGCCGGUCAUCCAAUGCAGAUUCCUUCGAGAAUUAUGCAAGACACACAAUACAAGUUUCACAUUAUAGUUUGAGACUCAGACAUACUUGCAAUCCACAAGAACUCAGGAAUGGAUCACUCCGCAGAAGGACGACACAGAAUACGGAAAAGUCAUAUCACACAGAAAAAAAGCUAGCACAUCACGUUUGGAAGAAUCAUGCAAAAAUUUCUCUUGCUCAUGCUGAGCUCGAGCGCCACUAAAUACUUGCUAUGGUCCCUCCCAUCAGACGUAUUCUCGUGUACUCGUUUUUGCAUAUACAAGUCUGUCACUGCUGUGCUAGCUUUUAUUUUCUCUCUGAUAAGCUUACGUGAAAAAGUACAAGGGGGCCCCGAACUACGGCGAGUACUGUGCAGCGUGGGAGGAUAACACGGCUACCACGCUCGGAGCGACGGACGCAGGGUUGAUCAACACAGCGACAGGGGUCGCACCGGAGACGACGGGCAAGAGUGGCAUGCACGAGGACUGCGAGGGCACGGCAGCAACGCGGCCCAAGUGGUGUAUGAAAAAGUGGUGCUACGUCCGACUGAAUGGCAACGCAGCGAACACCGAUCCCCACCAGAAAGACAACGGCAAGAUCAUCACGAAGCCGCUCGACAGCAACGCACCGGGGCAGCCAGACGGGCCCAACUGCGCUACCCUAAGCGAUGUCACCAUCUCCAAGUACCAGGACAGCUACGUGUGGUGGUCUUACCAGAUCUGCGACGAUGUAGCCGAUCCGGCGUAGGAGCUGCGCACCUCAUCUUCGGGUGAAGCAGAAGAAGAAGAGCUUUGAUGCAGUCUGCAAAUUUAUACAAAAAGCGACGAAGAGUGGUAUUUGCACAUACAAAAAAAAACAAGUUUAGAAGCAUAACGCUUGUUCGUGUUCGUAGGUUGGGUAAAAAGACCUACCAGAUUGUCGCGCUCGCUUUUUUUGCAAAGGAAAACAAUUAGAUUAAGGACGACGUAGCAGUCCGCUUUUGCGGAAAAUAAAACACAAAAGAUUUCAGAAAUUCAGCAAAGAUGCUAAAGCCAGUCACAAAAUAAACUGUAUAUUGUAAUCGACGGGGGUACCAUAAGUGCGAUUACUCACGUUGCCAAGCAACAAACAGAAAGCAUAUUUAUGCCUUGCCCUCGCCCGGGAGAAGCAAAGGUAAAGGAUCUGCAUGACGAUGAUAAAAAAGAUACAGUUUGUCGACAAAUGCAUUGUACACAUAUUUUCACACGACAGACACAGCAAGCCUGUGUCCUUUAACACACAC